AGCUCCAUCAUUCGGUAUCGAACGGUAUCAAUGACCAGUUUGCUGCUGUGAGCACGGUCGGAAGUGAUUUUUUUUUCUUGUCCAUGGGAUUGUAAUCUGGUUGGUGUAAUGGAGAGAAAAAUCUGCUUUGCAGAUUGAAGCGAACGCGAAUUUUUGGGUGGGCUUUGUAAAGCGGAAAAAUUGGUUUGUUCGACGCGUUACCGUGAAAUACGCAAAAGAGUUGGUGCGAGUCGGCGUUGGGGAAAAUAAAUCCAGUUCAAUAACAAACGAGAAAAAAUCCCUGGAGAAUAGUGCGAGUAGAAUAGUUAAUUACGACGGUCAUAGGGAAACGAUAUCGAUUUGUUGAAACGGCAGUCAGUGGUGGAAAAACAGUGUUAGAAGAAAGUUCGAGUCGGAGGUUGGCAGCUGGAAAAACCACUGAGUGAUCGAAAACACCGAAGGAAGUAAUACCACUCGACUGAGCAGCUUCGAGAAAGGACCUGCAAGAUGGGCGACCACGGCCCGGAUAUGAACACACUGGAAACUGAUUAUGUUGUUUUGGUUUCAGUGGUGCCAGCGGUGUUGGGCCUGACAGCGGCCGCCAUCCUCGCAGUGACCGCCUGUUUCUGUGCCCGCCGGAUUCGCCGUCAGAAAAAGAAGGCCGGUCAUGAAGUGUCGUCGCUUCCGUUCCAGCCGCCGAGACCGCCACGAGCCGUUCGCUCCCCAAGUGGGCAACCCCCGCAGUAUCUGAAGAAGUCUCCCUCGCCGACGGGCAUCAAACCCCCACCGGGUGGCCAUCUGCCGGCUCAGUCUCCAACGGAACAGAGUUGCAUUCCAACGAACGCAACCGCCCCCAUAACAACGACCACCACCAAGUACAGCGAGGAGAAUGAGCUCACGCCAAAGAAGGUUCAACUGGAACCGAAAUCACCCGACGUCGACCAUUUGGAUGGCAACGAAAACGAAACGGAAUACGGCAAGCUGGGUUCCAUUGUUUUCAAGCUUCGAUACCUGGCUGACCGGAGCGCUCUGGUUGUAUCCGUGGUUCGUUGCCGUGGACUUCCGGGAAAGAAUCAUGGGUCGACUACAUCGGAUCUGACCGCCCUGCCGGGUGGACCCUUGUGCAAUGGAAAUGGCAAUGUGAAACAAUCCGCUACCGAUCCGUAUGUCAAGUUGCAACUUCUCCCGGAUAAACAACACAAGGUUAAGACCAGGGUGGUCCGCAACACACGCAAUCCGGUUUACGACGAGGACUUCACAUUCUACGGGCUGACCCUGACCGAACUGGCCGGCAUGUCGCUGCACUUUGUCGUGUUGAGCUUCGAUCGGUACAGCCGUGACGACGUCAUUGGAGAGGUGGUAUGUCCGCUCAGUGGAAUCGACUUGCAGCAGAUCGAGAACCAACAGGUGGCCCUGAGCCGAGAGAUACAACCGCGAAGCCUGAAGAUCCGUGCCCAAGGUCGCGGCGAGCUGUUGAUCUCACUCUGCUGGCAACCGGCCGCGGCCCGAUUGACGGUGGUACUGCUGAAGGCACGCAACCUACCCCGGAUGGAUGUGACCGGACUGGCCGAUCCGUACGUCAAGAUCUAUUUGCUGUACAACGGGCAGCGGAUCGCCAAGAAGAAGACCCACGUCAAGAAGCGAACGCUGAGCCCGGUGUUCAACGAGAGCUUCGCGUUCGACAUCCCGUCGACGGAGGGAGCGGGCGCCACACUGGAGGGAGUUUCCCUGGAACUGAUGCUGCUGGAUUGGGAUCGGGUUACGAAGAACGAAGUUAUUGGACGUCUCGAGCUGGGUGGACCGCGGAGCACCGGAUCGGCACUAAACCACUGGAAGGAGGUGUGCAAUUCUCCCCGCAGGCAGAUUGCAGACUGGCACAAGCUGAGGGAGUAGAGGCGGAUGAGUGGGAUUUCGGUUGAAGCUGUACAAAUUCCCGGUGGGAAAUGAAUUGCGUUGGUAUUAUUUAGUUCGUCACUCAAUUCUUCACUUUAUUCCAUGGGGAUGAACUGAUGUUGCUUCAGUGCUAAGUUACAAAUACCGAUAUAUGGAACAUCUGACUGUUAUCAAGCUGCUUGGCAAAAAAAAAGUUAGCUUUUAUAGUUUGUUACUAACUGAUAAGAAGGGUGAUUACAUGGAAUAAAUCAUAGCGAUAUACGUAUAUCGGCGAAAAAAAGGAAAAGUUUUGCAAACAGGCUACCUAUAUAACUAUUCCAUUAUGAAACUCAAACAAAUGAAUCCCUUGGGAAUGUAAUCACAGUGCAAAAUUGCUAUGAUAAAAAGACAACACACCAUCAAAGGUAGAGAAAAUCUGCAGCUAAACAGCAUAUUCAAUGAAGUGGAGGUAAUUACUUCAAUAAUAUAAAAGAUGAUCACAUUUGCGAAUGAUGCCAUCGGAAGGAUGAAGAAUACAUAAACGGUGGUUUAAGGAUAUAUGAACCGGCUCUAAUAGCUCGAAUCGGCAGAGUGACAGUGACAGACAGAACAUUUCAACCAAAAACGAAUAAUACUGAGAGACAUUCGAUAAUGCAUAGAUGUGUGUAAUAUAUAGUUAAUAAAACAGAGAAACAGACAAAAAAUGCUACAUAGACACAAAAGUUUACCGAUUCAAAGUCGAACACAAAGCAGCACUUGAUUAGUAAAACGCGCGAAACGCAGCACCACAAAUCAAGCUUACAAGUAUAGUAGACCAGAGAGAUGAUUUACACAAGUAGAGGACUGGAGCAUAUGUAGAUGACAGACGAAUGCGCAGAUAAAUUAUAAAAAAAAUCCUUAUACCCUUCAGUAAGAGAACCGGUACAGCUGAAUCGGAACAGUUUGCAAGAAUGAAUGGAAUCGAAAAGUUUGAGUGGAACGAGUUUUGUAAUUAUUGGAUUUAUUGUUGUUUAUAUUGUUUAAGGUCAUUUCAGUUAAUCAGACAAAUUACCUUACUAAAAUGGCUAUCCCCAUGCAUGGAAUGGCAGAAUUCAGAGUACCUAGAGGUACUUCGCAGUAUUUAAAUCAAAUGUACCCAAGUUUCUUAGAGUAUCGCUCACAGAGUUCUGAGAGAAUCGCUUCCAGGUUUCUGAAGCAAUUCUUCCGAGGAUUUUGAGAGAACUCUCCACAAUAUUCUGAGAGGAUCCGUCGCAGGAUUUGUUAACGAAUCUCUCCCAAUAUUCCGAGAGCAUCACUUCCAUGAUUCUGAAAGAAUCUCUCUCCACUGAUUAUGAGAAAAUCUCUUUUAGGAUUUUCAUAAAAUCUUUCUAAGGAUUUUGUGAGAAUCUCCCUCAGAAUACUAAGAAACACUUUUUCCCAAAUUUUCAGAUAGUCUCUACUAGAGUUUUUAAAUAAUUUCUCCCAGGAUUCUGAGAGAAUUCUCCCCAGUAUUUUGAGAGGAUCGCUCACAGGAUUUUCUAUAUUCUGAGAAUGUCACUCCCAGAACUAUGAGAGAAUCUUUUCUGUGAUUUACAGAUAAUCUUCUCAUGGAUUUUGUGAGAAUAUCAUUCAGAAUUCUUGAAGAAUUUCUUCAAGGAUUCUGGGGGAAACUCUCCCAGAAUUUUGAGAGAAUCUCUCCCAGAAAUCUGAGAGAAUCCCCUUCUGGAUUUUGAAAGGAUUCCUCUCAUGAUUUGAAAAGAAUUUCUCCCAGGAUUCUGAGAACAUUAUUCCCUGGAUUAUGAAGAUUUUGAGAGCAUCCCUCAGGAUUCAGAGGAUCUCUCAGAAGAAUAAAAAAAAAUCACCCAGAAUUCUAAGAUCCGGAUAGAAUCCCUCUCAGGAUUCUGAGAAAAUCUAGCAUUUUCAAAAAACCUUUUAAGAAUUUUGUGGGAAUUUUACCCAGUAUUCUGAAAGAAUUUCUCCAAGGAUUCUGUGCGAAACUCUUCCAAGAUUUUGAGGGAAUCUCUUCCAGGAUUCUGAGAACAUUAUUCCCUGGAUUCUGAGAAAAUCUCUUCUUGGAUUCUCAGAGAAUCUUUUUAAGGAUUUUGAGGGUAUCCAUCCUGAAUUCUAAAAUAUUCACUCCCAGAAUUUUCAGUUUUCUUCAUAUGAAUUAGAAAGAACGCUGCAAGGCAUCUAAUGGAAUCAACUUCAGGAUUCCGAGAGGAUCUCUCAGAAGAAUUAGGAUCUCCCAGUAUUCUAAGAUCCUGAUAGAAUCCUCUUUCAAGAUUCUGAGAAAAUCUUUUCUAGAAAUUAUCAGAAAAUGUUUCAAGGAUUUUGUUAAAAUUUCAACCUGCAUUUUGAAGCUUUUGGGAGAAUCUUCCCAGAGUUCUAAGAACACUAUUACCUGGAUUCUGAGAGAAUCUCUUCCAGAAUUCUUAGAGAAUCUCUUUAAGGAUUAUGAGAGUAUCCUUCCCGAAUUCUUAGAAAAUCACUCCCAGGAUUCUUAGAGAAUUAUUCACAGGAAUUAGAAAGAACGCUACAAGGAAUGUGGGAAUCAACCUCAGGAUUCGACGUGGAUCUCUCAGAUGAAUUGAAAAUAAUAUCUACCAGUAUUCUAAGAUCCCGUUAGAAUCUCUCUCAGGAUUCUGAGAAAAUCUCAUCUAGAGUUUUCAGAAAAUCUUUCAAGCAUUUUUUGAGAAUUUCACCCAGCAUUCUGAAAGAAUUUCUGCAAGGGUUCUGGGGGAAACUCUCCCAAGAUUUUGAGAGAAUCCCUCCCAGAAUUCUGGGAGAAUUCCCCUCAGGAUUUUGAAGGGAUUCCUCACAUUAUUUGAAAAGAAUCUCUCAGGAUUCUGAGCACACUAUUCCAUGGACUCUGAGAGAAUCUCUUCCAAUAUUUUCAGAAAAUCUCUUUUAUGAUUUUGAGAGCAUCCCUUCCGAGAGAAUAACUUUUAGAGUUCUUAAAUAAUUCGUCACAGGAAUGAGAUAGAACGCAGCAAGGAAUCUGUGGGAACCAACCUCAGGAUUCAGGGAGGAUAUCUCAGAAGAAUUAAACAGAAUGUCUCCCAGUAUUCUAAGAUGCUGAUAGAAUAUCUCUGAGGAUUCUGAAAAAAAAAAAAUCUUUUCUAGCAUUUUCAGAAAAUCUUUUAAGAUUUUUUUUGAGAAUUUCAUUCCGCAUUCUGAAAGAAUUUCUUCAAGGAUUCUGGGGGACACUUCCAAGAUUUCAAAACAAAUCUCCCAGGAUUCUGAGUACACUAUUCCCUGGAUUCUGAGAGAAUCACUCCCAGAAUUCUUAAUGAUCUAAAAAGAAUAUCUCUCUCAGGAUACUGAGGAAAUCUCUUCUAGCACUUCAGAAAAUGUUUAAAGAAUUUUGUGAGAAUUUCACUCAGCAUUCUGAAAAAAAAUCUCUAAGGAUUCUGAGGGAAACUCUCACAAGAUUUUGAGAGAAUCUCUCCCAGAAUUCUGAGAGAAUUCCCCUCAGGAUUUUGAAAGAAUUCCUCACAUGAUUUGAAAAGAAUCGCUUCCCAAGCAACACACAUGUUAUAAUAGAGUUACGACAGCGCAAAUUUUGGUUGUAUAGAAGUUCAUUUUACGUAAUUCUAACAUUGUGUUGAAAUAACGUAAAAUAAACCUCUAUACAACCAAAACUUGCGCUGUCGUAACUUUUAUAUAACAAGUGUGUUACUUGGGUUGUAGGAUUCUUAGAACACUAUUCCCUGAUUUUUUAAGGAAUCUCUUCCAGGAUUCUCAGAGAGUAUCCCUUUUAGGAUUCUGAGAGUAUCCCUCCUGAAUUCUAUGAGAAUCACUCCCAGGAUUCUUGAAGUUUUCUUUAUAUGAAUCCUGAUAGAAUUUCUCAAAAGGUUCUGAGAAAAUCUUUUCUAGCAUUUUCAGAAAAUGUUUUAAGGGUUUUGUGAGAAUUUCACCCAGCAUUCCAACUAGUUCUCCAAGGAUUCUGGGGGAAACUCUCCUUAGAUUUUGAGAGAAUUUUUCCCAUGAUUCUACGAACACUAUUCCCUGGAUUCUGAGAGAAUCUCUUCCAGGAUUCUCAGAGAAUCUCUUUUAGGAUUUCGAGAGCAUUCCUCCCAAAUUCUAUGAGAAUCACUCCCAGAAUUCUGGAAGAAUUCUUCACAAGAAUCAGAAAGAACGCUGCAAGGAAUGUGAGAAUCAACCUCAGGAUUCAGAGGGGAUCUCUCAGAAGAAUUAAAAAGCAUAUCUUCCAGUAUUCUAAUAUUCUGAUAGAAUCACUCUCAGGAUUUUGAGAAAAUUUCUUCUAGCAUUUUCAGAAAAUGUUUUGAUAAUUUUGUGAGAAUUCAUCCACCAUUCUGAAAGAACUUCUCCAAGGACUCUAUGGGAAACUCUCCCAAGUUUUUGAGAGAAUAUCUCCCAGGAUUCUGUGAACACUAUUCCCUGGAUUCUGAGAGAAUCUUCUCCAGAAACCUAGAAGAAUCUCUUUUAAGAUUUUAAGAGUAUCCCUUCCGAGUUCUAAUAAAAUCACUCCCAGGAUUCUAAAAGAAUCCUUCACAGGAUUUAAAUCGAACGCUACAAGGAAUCUGAGGGAAUUAUCCUCAGGAUUCAGAGAGGAUCUCUCAGAAGAAUUAAAAAGAAUUUAUCCCGGUAUUCUAUGAUCUCAAUAGAAUCUCACUCAGAAUUCUGAGAAAAUAUUUUCUGACAUUUUCAGAAAAUCUUCAAAAUUUUUUUUUGAGAAAUUCACCCAGCUUUCUGAAUGAUUUUUUCCAAGGAUUCUGGGCGUUUCAAGAUUUUGAGAGAAUCUCUCCCAGGAUUCUGAAAACACUACUCCCUGGAUUUUGGGAGAAUUUCUUCCAGGAUUCUCAGAGAAUCUCUUUUAGGAUUUUGAGAGUACCCCUCCUGAAUUCUGAGAAAGCCACUCCCAGGAUUCCUUAAAGAAUCCUUCACAGGAAUUAGAAAGAACGCUGCAUGGAAUCUGAGGGAAUCAACCUCAGGAUUCAGAGAGGAUCUCUCAGAGGAACUAAAAAGAAUAUCUCCCAGUAUUCCAAGAUCCCGAAAGAAUCUCUCUCAGGAUUCUUAGGAAAUCUUUUCUAGCAUUUUCAGAAAAUAUUUUAAGAAUUUUGUGAGAAUUUCAUCCAGCAUUCUGAAAUAAUUACUCCAAGGAUUCUGGGGGAAACUUUCCCAAGAUUUUGAGAGAAUCUCUCAGAAUUGUGAAAGAAUUUCCCUCAGAAUUUUGAAAGGAUUCUUCACAUGAUUUAAAAAGAAUCUCUCCCAACCUUCUGAGAACACUAUUCCCUGAAUUUUGAGAGAAUCUCUUCCAGGAUUCUCAGAGAAUCUAUUUUAAAUUUUCUAGAGCAUUCUUCCUAGGAUUCUGAGAGAAUUUUCAGAAAAUCUUUACAGGAUUUUGUUAAAAUUUCACCCAGCAUUCUGAAAGAAUUUCUUCAAGGAUUCUGGGGGAAACCUUCCCAAGAUUUUAAGAGAAUCUCUCCCAAGAUUCUGAGUACACUAUUUCCUGGAUUCUGAGAGAAUCACCCCCAGAAUUCUUAAAGAAUCCUUCACAAGAAGUAGAAAGAGCGCUGCAAGGAAUUUGAGGGAAUCAACCUCAGGAUUCAGAGAGGAUCUUUCAGAAGAACUGAAAAGAAUAUCUCCCAGUAUUCCAUGAUUCUGAUAGAAUCUCUCUCAGAAUUCUGAGAAAAUCUUUUCUAGAAUUUUCAGAAAAUCUUUUGAUUUUUUUUUCAGAAUUUCACCAAGAAUUCUGGAAGAAUUUCUCCAAGGGUUCUAGAAGAACUCUCCCAAGAUUUUGAGAAUAUCUCUCUCAGAAUUCUGAGAGAAUUUCCCUCAGGAUUUUGAAAGGAAUCUUCACAUGAUUUGAAAAGAAUCUCUGCCAGGCUACUGAGAACACUAUUCCCUGAAUUUUGAAAGAAUCUCUUCCAGAAUUCUCAGAGAAUCUAUUUUAAAUUUUUGAGAGCAUUCUUCCUAGGAUUCUGAGAGAAUUUUUCUGAUUUUUUUUUAAGGAUUUUGUGAAAAUUUCACCCAGCAUUCUGGAAGAAUUUCUCCAAGGAUUCUGGGGGAAACUCUCCAAAGACUUUGAGAGAAUUUCUUCCAGAAUACUUAGAAUACUAUUCCCUGGAUUCUGAGUGAGCCUCUUCCAGGAUUAUCAGAGAAUCUCUUUUGGGAUUUUGAGAGUAUCGCUCCCAAAUUCUUAAAGAAUUCUUCACAGAAAUUAGAAAUAACGCUGCAAAGUAUAUGAAAGAACCAACCACAGAAUUCAGAGAGUAUCUCUCAGAAAAAUGAAAAGGAAUAGCUCUUAGUAUUCUAAGAUCCCGAAAGAAUCUCUUCCAGGAUUCUUAGGAAAUCUUUUCCAGCAUUUUCAGAAAAUAUUUUAAAAAUUUUGUGAGAAUUUCACCCAGCAUUCUGAAAGAAUUACUCCAAGGAUUCUGCGGGAAAUUCUUCCAAACUUUUCUGAGAAUACUUUUACUUGGAUUCUGAGAGAACCUCUUCCUGGAUUCUCUGAGAAGCUCUUUUAGGAUUUUGAGAGUAUCCCUCCUAAUUUCUAAGAAAAUCACUCCCAGAUUUUUUAAAGAAUUCUUCACAGAAAUUAGAAAUACCGCUGCAAGGAAUCUAAGGGAAUCAACCUCAGGAUUCAGAGACGAUCUCUCAGAAGAAUUAAAAAGAAUAUCUCCCAGUAUUCUGAGAUCCCGAAAGAAUCUCUCUCAGGAUUCUGAGAAAAUCCUUUCAAGCAUUUUCAGAAAAUCCUUUAAGAAUUUUGUGAGAAUUUCACACAGCAUUCUGAAAGAAUUUCUCCAAGGAUUCUGGAGGAAACUCUUCCAAGAUUUUGAGAGAAUCUCCCUCAGGAUUUUGAAAGGAUUCUUCACAUGAUUUGAAAAAAAUCUCUCUCAGGCUUCUGAGAAUACUAUUCCCUGAAUUUUGAGAGAAUCUCUUCCAGGAUUCUCAGAGAAUCUAUAUUAAAUUUUUGAGAGCAUCCUUCCUAGGAUUCUGAGAGAAUUUUCAGAAAAUCUUUUAAGGAUUUUGUGAAAAUUUCACCCAGCAUUCUGGAAGAAUUUCUCCAAGGAUUCUGGGGGAAACUCUCCAAAGACUUUGAGAGAAUUUCUCCCAGGAUUCUGAGAAUACUAUUCCCCAGAUUCUGAGUGAACCUCUUCCAGGAUUCUCAGCGAAUCUCUUUUGGGAUUUUGAGAAUAUAUCUCCCAAAUUCUUAAAGAAUUCUUCACAGAAAUUAGAAAUAACGCUGCAAAGUAUAUUUAAGUACCUCAGAAUUCAGAGAGGAUGUCUCUGAAGAAUUAAAAAAAAUUCUCUUAGUAUUCUAAGAUCCCGAAAGAAUCUUUCUCAUGAUUCUUAGGAAAUCUUUUCUAGCAUUUUCAGAAAAUAUUUUAAGAAUUUUGUAAGAAUUUCACCCAGCAUUCUAAACGAAUUACUCCAAGGAUUCUGUGGGAAACUCUCCCAAGAUUUUGAGAGAAUCUCUCCCAGGAUUCUGAGAGAAUUCUCCUCAGGAUUUGGAAAGGAUUCUUCACAUGAUUUGAAAAGAAUCUCUCUCAGGAUUCUGAGAACACUAUUCCCUGAAUUUUGAGCGAAUCUUUUCCAGGAUUUUCAGAGAAUCUCCUUUAAAAUAUUGAGAGCAUCCCUCCUAGGAUUCUGAGAGAAUUUUCAGAAAAUCUUUUAAGCAUUUUGUGAAAUUUUCAUCCAGCAUUCUGAAAGAAUUUUUCCAAGGAUUCUGGGGAAAACUCUCCAAAGACAUUGAGAAAAUCUCUCCCAGGAUUCUGAGUGAACCUCUUUCAGGAUUCUCAGAGAAUUUCUUUAAGGAAAUUAAGAGUAUCCCUCCCGAAUUCUAAUAGAAUCACUCCCAGAAUUCUUAAAAAAAAAUCUUCAUUGUAAUUAGAAAGAACCCUGCAAGGAAUCUGAGGGAAUCAACCUCAGGAUUCAGAGAGGAUCUCUCAGAAAAAUUAAAAAGAAUAUCUCCCAGUAUUUUGAGAUCCCGAUAAAAUCUCUCUCAGGAUUCUGAGAAAGUCUUAUGUAGAACUUUCAGAUAAUGUUUUAAGGAUUUUGUGAGUAUUUUAUCCAGCAUUCUGAAAUAAUUUCUCCAAGGAUUCUGCGGGAAACUCUUACAAAAUUUUGAGGGGAUCUCACGCAGGAUUCUGAGAACACUAUUGCCUGGAUUCUAAGUGAAUCUUUUCCAGAAUUCUGAGAAUACUAUUCCCUGGAUUCUGAGAAAAUCUCUUCCAGGAUGCUUGAAGAAUCUCUUUUAGGAUUUUGAGAGUACCCCUCCCGAAGUUUAAGAGAAUCACUCCCAGAAUUUUUGAAGAAUUCUUCACAGGAAUUAGAAAGAACGCUGCAAGGAAUCUAAGGGAAUCAACCUCAGGAUUCAGAGAGGAUAUCUCAGAAGAACUAAGAAGAAUAUCUCCCAGUAUUCCAAGAUCCUGAUACAAUCUGUCUCAGAAUUCUGAGAAAAUCUUUUCUAGCAUUUUCAGAAAAUCUUUUGAUUUUUUUUUUGAGAAUUUCACCCAGAAUUCUGGAAGAAUUUCUCCAAGGGUUCUGGAGGACACUCACCCAAGAUUUUGAGAGAAUCUCUCCCAGAAUUCUGAGAUAAUUCCCCUCAGGACUUUGAGAGAAUCUGUCCCAAGAUUCUGAGAACACUAUUUCCUGGAUUCUGAGAGAAUCACUCCCAGAAUUUUUAAAGAAUCCUUCACAGGAAGUAGAAAGAGCGCUGCAAGGAAUCUGAGGGAAUCAACCUCAGGAUUCAGAGAGGAUCUAUCAGAAGAACUAAAAAGAAUAUCUCCUAGCAUUCCAAGAUCCCGAAAUAAUCUCUCUCAGGACUCUUAGGAAAUCUAGCAUUUUCAGAAAACAUUUUAAGAAUUUUGUAAGAAUUUCACCCAGCAUUCUGAAAGAAUUACUCCAAGGAUUCUGGGGGAACUCUCCCAAGAUUUUGAGAGAAUCUUUCCCAGAAUUCUGAGAGUAUUCCCCUCAGGAUUUUGAAAGGAUUCUUCACAUGAUUUGAAAAGAAUCUCUCCUAGGCUUCUGAGAACACUAUUCCCUGAAUUUUGAGAGAAUCUCUUCCAGGUUUCUCAGAGAAUCUAUUUUAAAUUUUUGAGAUCAUUCUCCCUAGGAUUCUGGGAGAAUUUUCAGAAAAUCUUUUAAGGAUUUUGUGAAAGUUUCACCCAGCAAUCCAAAGACUUUGAGAGAAUUUCUCCCAGGAUUCUGAGAAUACCAUUCCCUGGAUUCUGAGUGAACCUCUUCCAGGAUUCUCAGAGAAUCUUUUUUAGGAUUUUGAGAGUAUCCCUCCCGAGUUCUAAGAAAAUCACUCCCAGAAUUCUUAAAGAAUUCUUCACAGAAAUUAGAAAUGACGCUGCAAGGUAUAUGAGAGAAUAAACUCAGGAUUCAGAGAGGAUCUCUCAGAAGAACUAAAAAGAAUAUCUCUCACUAUUCGAAGAUUUCGAAAGAAUCUCUCUCUGGAUUCUGAGGAAAUCUUUUCUAGCAUUACCAGAAAAUAUUUUAAGAAUUCUGUGAGAAUUUCACCCAGCAUUCUGGCAGAAUUACUCCAAGGUUUCUGGGGAAACUCUCCCAAGAUUUUGAGAGAAUCUUUCCCAGGAUUCUGUGAACACUAUUCCCUGGAUUCUAAGAGAAUCUCUUCCAGGAUUCUCAGUUAAUCUCUUUAAGGAUAUUAAGAGUAUCCCUCCCGGAUUCUAAGAGAAAUCUCUUCUAGAAUUUUCAGAAAAUCUCUUUUUAAGGUUUUGUGAGAAUCUCUCUCAGGAUACUAAGAGAAACUUUCUCUUGUUUUGUAGACCUUUUCCUAAGUGAUGAUAUAAGAAGCUUACCUUAUUUUUCGAUUGCGUUAUGGAACGACUGGAUGUACAUUCUACAUAGAAUAGGAUUAUUUCAAAUUUCGGUUUAUGGAACAAAUGUGAGAACGAACUGAAUAUGAUCGUUUAAUGAAGGAACGCGAUAGUUGUGAGAGAAUUUUUCGAAACGAAUGACAUCAACCAAAAAAACAUCUCAUACACCUAUACUCAAAAGAUUUAAAAUGCAGAAAGAAUAUAAUAUACAUGGAAGAAACUUGAAGAACCUAAUAUUUCAGCAUAGCUAUACGGUAGACCACAAAGCAACGAGAGUCUAUCGAUAAGAAACAGAUAAAUAAAAUGAAUAACGAAACACACAGAUUUUUGCAUGUACAGGGGAUAGACAAAAUGAUCGGGACAGGCAAAAUUUUCACUUCCAAAAAAAUGUUCAACUAGCUGUAACUUUUCGAAAAGUGCAUCGAAUAUUCUCAAAUUUUUACUGUAAGUUCUUCAACUAGCUAUGUAUCAGUGGACAAAAUUUGGAAAAAAUCGGACUAUUCUUCACGAAUUUAUAAAGAUUUUUGAAAAAGAUAAAACUAUCCGAUAGCCAACUUUGAGCUGUUAUAUCUCCGGAUUCAAUGAACCGAUUGCAAUGAAAUUUUGACCAUUCAUGACUUAUAUAAUGAACUCUGGAAAACAUUUGACUUAACUUGAAAUUUUUAACAAGCGAAAAAGAUAUAGCGAUUUUAUUUUUUCACAAUUUUUUAGUAUUUUGGUCUAUUUUUCAUAUGCAUCCCAUUACUUUUUUAAUUUAUUGGUGGCUAUGUUGUUACUUUCCUUCAAAACGCAUUUAUAUACAAGUCAAUUAGAGGGAAACUAAAUGAACUAUAAUUUGCAUCUUGAAUUUUGAAACGAUGUUGAUGUUUUGGAUAAUUUGGUGGUUUAUUAGAAAAAUAAUGUAAUCGUUAUAAUUUUAUUCCGUGUUAAGAAUAUUAAGUUAAGUCAAUGGUUUUUCAUAGCUCAUUAUAUAAGUCAUUAAUGGUCAAAAUUUCAUUACAUUCAGUUAAUUGAAUCCGGAGAUAUAACAGCUCAAAGUUGACUAUCGAAUAAUUUUACCAUUUUCAAAAAUCUUUAUAACUUCGUGUAGAAUUGUCCGAUCUUUUCCAAAUUUUGUCCACUGAUACACAACUAGUUGAAGAACUUACAGUUAAAAUUUAAGAAUAUUUGAUGCACUUUUCGAAAAGUUACAACUAAUUGAACAUUUUUUGAAAAGUGAAAAUUUUGCCUGUCCCGAUCAUUUUGUCUAUCCCCUGUACGUACUCCUCCGUAGAGAACAUGUAACUUUUUAAGCAUCUAUACAUAGAGAAUACUGAUGAUAAACCAAACAGAAACAAAAAAAAAACAAAACAAACAGCUAAAAGUGGUAGUUGUAUAAGCUUCAUUUACCAAUCGCAGAGUCCGGUUUCUCCUUCGUUUCGAUCGGCUUGUACCACAAAAGAAAAUUGACUCAACACAAACAAAAAGUCACCCAAAGAAACUAUUAGAUUCAAUUAGGCAAAAUUUACGAGAAAUCUAUUAUCCUCCCACACACACACACACACACUUGUUAAGCCUUGUUGUCUUGUCUGUAGAGAUCGUCUCUGUACUGAUAGCUUACACUGGGAAAUUAUUUUCGAACGUUGAAACACAAAAAGAUCCUAAAAAAACACACACACAAACCUGAUUGGAAAUGACGUCAAGUGAAGAAAAACCCGCCAGUUAAUUUUCUAUAAUAGAUUUAUUUACAGCAUAAAAGAAGAAAAAAAAAAGCGUAGUGUGAAUGUAUAUAAACGACAUAAACAAGGAAACAUUAUUCUCUCUAUUUUAUGUUAUAUGAAUUACACUCAUAUAUAAAGGAAGUAAUUAUCAAUAAAAAGUGACAAAACCCACA
Aedes albopictus (Asian tiger mosquito) is the source of this 13509-nucleotide messenger RNA. RefSeq names its product synaptotagmin-4 (gene Syt4). NCBI's taxonomy places the organism in Eukaryota, Metazoa, Arthropoda, Insecta, Diptera, Culicidae. The transcript has 3 exons. Gene Ontology annotation, biological process: regulation of calcium ion-dependent exocytosis; regulation of dopamine secretion; cellular response to calcium ion. Gene Ontology annotation, molecular function: calcium-dependent phospholipid binding; SNARE binding; phosphatidylserine binding. Bases 487 to 1872 code for a protein of 461 amino acids. The record is from RefSeq and is a predicted model, not a curated record. Gene Ontology annotation, cellular component: plasma membrane; synapse; axon.